Molecule: messenger RNA, 1079 nt
Organism: Rotaria sp. Silwood1
Lineage: Eukaryota; Metazoa; Rotifera; Eurotatoria; Philodinida; Philodinidae
Source: the annotation of a GenBank genome assembly
CACCCCCACCCACCCCACACCCACCCCACACCCACCCACGCCCACUCCACACCCACACCCACACCCACCCACACCACCCCACCCAACAAAUUAUUCGAGCACUACAAACAAGAAAUUUUGAAUUACCAUCAUAUGCACAAAUGAAAAAUUUUCGUGUUCACUAUAAAAAAAAGAAAUUUGGUUCAUAUAUUGUAAGUUUAGGUGAAUUAGAACAAUGGUGCAAACAGAAUGUUGAUAUUCCAACUGAUGAAAAUAAAUAUUUUGUUGUUUCAUAUAAAAUAAUUUACGAUGAUGAAGAAGAUGAUGACGAGGAAGAUAUUAAUGGAAAUAUAUUUCGUGUAUUUUUAUCAUCUGUACGGUUGUUGAACAUUGCAUCAAUAUCAUCACAUGUACAUGCUGAUGCAACAUAUAAAUUAAUUUGGCAAGGAUUUCCAGUACUUGUAAUUGGAACAACUGAUUUGAAGAAGGUUUUUCAUCCAUUUGGUUUAGCUAUAUGUUCCAAUGAACAAACGAAAGAUUUUGAAUUUAUUUUUAAUAGUGCACAAAUUGGUUUGAAAAAAAUAAAUAAAAAUUUACUUAAACCAUCAGCAUUAAUAUCUGAUGCAGCUGACUCGAUUAAAAAUGGUUUUAAGAAUGUAUACGAAGGUGAUUAUAAUCAAAUCAUGUGUUGGUCGCACAUGAAAAGGAAGGUUCAAAAUCGUAUUUGCCAUAUAGAUGAUAAAGCUAUUGCUGAUGAAAUAAUGAAUGAUAUUGAAAUGCUUCAAUUAUCUUAUUCAAGCGCUGUAUUUGAAUUAGCAUUAAAAUUGUUUAUGAAGAAGUGGAAGAUGAACAACAGGCAAAAAAAUCAAUCAAUAAUAGAAUUUUUAAAUAUUUCGAUAAUGAAUGGAUCCAAACAAAUGGUGGCUGAGGCAACCAAUAAAGUAGUAAAAGAUGAUGGUACAUUUAGAGAACGUCAUGUUCUAUCAAGAUUUUUAGUGGUAGCUUCAAAUAUAAUUAAUAAUUGGUCAAUUGAACGUGAUCCAUCUUCAAUAAAUACAAAACUUUUUGCUACAGAACCAACAAUUUGUUUAAAUUUAUGA